AUGUUUCUUAAUCUACUUGGGCGGAACCUAUUCAAAGUACACGCUCGAUCUCACAAGGUUCUCGACCAUAUCAUUGCUUUGAAAAAGAAGGUCGCUGCCUCUUCAACUGAUGAGGAAAAGGAGUUUUGGGUGACAUUGGACGCAACGGUUCUUGGGUGGAUUUAUUCUACAAUUUAUAAGGACAUGUUAAACACCAUUAUUGAACCUGAUUCCACGGAUUUUCCUAACGCUUUGGCGUAUUGUCAACGACUUAAAACUCUCUCCGAUCAAUUGAAGAAUAUAGGGGCUCCGGUGGAAAACAAUCAGCUUGUUCUUCAAUUGGUUUCAGGUCUAACCGAACCAUACAAGGGUGUGGCUACUUUGAUUCGGCAGAGUAAUCCCUUACCACAGUUUUACCAAGCCCGUUCCAUGCUCACUUUGGAAGAAGCCAGUUUGGCGAAGAAGGCUGCAUCGGCAACGACUUUGGUGGCAGGGUCAUUGCGUGAAUCUAAUUCGGGGAGUGAAGCAGGGCCUUCUCGCAACAAGCAGAAAAAUCAGGAAAAAAAAACGGUGGCCGAAAGCAGUUUGCUGGUGGCGGUACAGGUGGUCGCGGUUUAG
Chenopodium quinoa (quinoa) is the source of this 597-nucleotide messenger RNA. RefSeq lists its product as uncharacterized. The record is from RefSeq and is a predicted model, not a curated record. Lineage: Eukaryota; Viridiplantae; Streptophyta; Magnoliopsida; Caryophyllales; Amaranthaceae. The coding region runs from base 1 to 597 and encodes 198 amino acids. The transcript is spliced from 2 exons.